AUGAAGAGUCAGAUUGUUAAAGAAAUUAAAGAAACCCGAAUUACAAUUAACAACCAUUUAGAUGAAAUACAAAAUGACAUACUAGAAAAGUUAAAUGCAGUGGAAGUAGAAGAAAACACGAAGAUGGUCACGUUGUUGUUACUAUUAAAGGAAAAAGAAGAUGAGAUAAGCGAAUGCCAGAAAAGCAUGGGGGAAAUCAAGAAAAAUGCAAAAGAUCUAAAGAGUUAUCUCCUCAUGAAAUAUUUUGAAAACGAAGUAUCAAGCAAAGGUGAAUUCCUCCAAUCAUUUGCAAUGAUCGACACAGAAAAUUUUCAGGAACGUAAUUUGUCAUAUAAAGCACAUGCCGCCAUUCAAAAACUCCUAAUCGAUAUCAACAAUUUCGGGGCUAUAACGAUUGAGACAAAACCAAGUAAUGUAGUCAUAAAAAGAAGAAACUUCAAAGAAGAACAACUAUUGGUGCCAUCCUUAUCAACGGUGGACCAUAUUGAAUUAAAUCUGAUAAAAACUAUAGAUUCUACGGGAGAUAACACAUGGGGAUGUUGCACGUUUCCAGAUGGUAGACUUGCGUUUCCAGAUUACUAUAGUAAAACUAUCAGAGUAUUCAACACUGACGGAUCCUUUUCAUUUGAUGUGAAAACAGCAACAUGUGCAUGUGACAUAGCGUACAUUAGUGAAGACAACACGUUAGCUGUAUCAUCAGGAGGAUCAGAUACGCCAUCCAUUUCACUAAUUGACAUACAAAACAAACAAAUGAAGGAAACAAUACCAGUUGGUUCUUAUUGUUAUGGCAUAGCAAUAAAAGAGAACGAGCUCAUUUGUUCUGCGGCUGAUGAUGGAAUACAAGUCAUCAACAUGUUCAACAACUCCACGAAUGAUAUAGUCUCAGAACAAAUACCAUCUGGUGGCUACGUUGCUACAUUUUGUGACAAAGUUUACCAUGCAAAUAACGAAACAGACUGCGUCACGUGUUUAGAUCUACACGGUAUUGACCAAUGGACAUUCCAGAAUGAGAAUAUUCUAAAGGAGCCACGUGGUAUAUCUGUAGACAACGACGGUAAUGUGUACGUAGUGGGGGUAGCAUCUUUUAAUGUCGUAGUUAUAUCUGCGGAUGGAACACAAUAUAAGGAACUAUUUAUAGUCAGUGAUGACCUUUUUGAACCGUAUACUCUUGACUAUAAUAAAGAUACUAAUCAGUUAUUAGUUGCCGAUAAUAGUAACAAAGCAAUGCUUUUUGAUGUUGGCCGUUGA
This is a messenger RNA of Mytilus trossulus (common blue mussel), 1248 nucleotides long. RefSeq lists its product as uncharacterized. Lineage: Eukaryota; Metazoa; Mollusca; Bivalvia; Mytilida; Mytilidae. Bases 1 to 1248 code for a protein of 415 amino acids. The record is from RefSeq and is a predicted model, not a curated record. The transcript has a single exon. Gene Ontology annotation, molecular function: protein binding.